Molecule: messenger RNA, 2913 nt
Organism: Sphaeroforma arctica JP610
Lineage: Eukaryota; Ichthyosporea; Ichthyophonida
Exons: 6
Coding region: 1-2913 (970 amino acids)
Source: RefSeq, a predicted model, not a curated record
AUGUCUGACGAAUGGGAACCCCCACCUAUCCAGGGGUCAAUAGACACCACCGCGAUGCAGCGUAGUAUGUCUGAUAUAGAGACCAGGACAGUCAAUGAUCUAGCAAGAGUUAAUCUACAUCACACCCUGCUUGAGUGCGAUAGUAAGGAACAGCUAGGCGACGGUCACAGUUCAACGGUGAGAGCACGUAACAACAACGCAGAGGAACGUCCGGUAGAAAUAUCGGGGUUGUCAAACAAUAGUUCGGUAGCUUAUACAUCUGCUUCUACGCCAUCUGUUAGUAGUUCCAAGAGUUACUCUCGCUCUCAAAGCAAUGUUAGCGAAGAUUCAGGAUUAGGCGCAAAAAGCACCAGUGCAAGCUAUAGGCCAACUAAGGUCCACAGUAGAGUACAUAUGAGUGCAGGUACAUCAGUGAAGUCGAAUAUGAACAUUCGAUCACUCAAGCAUCACUCAUCGGUGGUAUCAAAAGAGAAGCCCGUCCAGAACAGAUCUCUGCAAGCAAAUGAAGACGAGAGUUUUGCCCUGGGAAGAUUUGAAUCGGUGGAUCUCAAGACUGUUCACAUAUGCGAACUUUGCAAAACUAGUAUUGCGAAUGAGAUUUUACUGCAUCCCUGCAAGUGCAUGGAGUGCGAAGAAGCGUAUGUUCACCCCACUUGUCUCACGAGUAUGCGAGAUGUCGUCAAGUUGAUGUGCUAUAAUCCAUGCCCUUGUGCGGCCCAGAAAUUGACGAAAAAGUCACAUCGGCAUCCACACUCGUCUACGCCUAUAAUGGGGAAUAGUCUUGAUGCGGAUUUAGCCGGCAAAAAAACCGCAUGGCGGGCCCAAACCCAGCCGCUUGGGAAUGUCAGGCCUACGUCACCCAAAGGAGAUACUUCUGCCAACAGAAGUUUCGGAAGUGCAUUGCAUCCACAAGGUAGAGCGAGUUCAACAUCGCCCCAGAGGAGCUUUACGAAUACACAGGACGAUGAACACGGCCCGCAAAGUCAAACAACGGACCACACGCCAAAGAGUCGUGCCAGAAGGCAAAAAAGUGGUAAUACGAAGAGGAUGCUGUCGUCUGGGGCGAGGUACCUGAAGCACGGUGUCUCCAGUACUGUGUCCGGGGUAACCUCUGCUGUUUCGGGUACGUUUGGGGCAAGCGAGAAAGAAAUAGACAGGCAACGGGCCCAGAUGCCCACAGAUGCUGCAACGCACAAUGCGUCCUUCACCAAUCCAGCACUGGCAUCGGAGGACGGCUCAUAUACAAGUACAUCCAAGAACAAUUCGUUCACUAAUAGUUCCUACACAGGAUCGACAAAUAUAAUCAGCGGUGGGGGCAAAGAUGAACCUUCGAUAGCAUCGAGCAAGGGAAUGGCGUUUACUGUAAGCAUGUACUCGGCCUAUUCUCCGCUGCAAGCCGAACGCGCACGGCAGGCGCAAGAGGCAAACAAGGCCAACGCACUCGCACAAUCAUACACCCAGGCACAGUCCGACGUCCACCUACAUGUGUCUCCGACAACUAGGCCUGCACGGGGGACCUCGCCCGAGAGAGCCGCGGAGAGCGAGGCGUCUCUAGCGUCACAGAGCUUUGAUCAUGAGAUCAGCGGUUCAGGGAGAGGGGAGAGGGGGGUAAAUACGGGCCCUCACGACCAGGGGGGGGCGAGAAAGCGCGCUGUCUCCGACAUUCGCAAACGUAGUGCGGAUUCAGGCAGUGGCACGGGUGGCACUGCCUCUUACACGGCCAAGGGCGAGGCAGCCAAGCCGAACAGAAGACACACACCGCAGUUUGGUAAAGCUACCAAUACACCGCUGACAGUCACUCAGAGCGCCACCGUUCUCAGCUCGUACUCGACUUCUGAUACAACCACGAAUAUAGCGCUGAACUCUAAUGGAGACAUGAGCCAGGACAUAAUGAUCGGGAGCAGAGUGGUGGACAGGCAAAGUGGUGCGGAUGGACUAUACGUGGGUGCGAAUGUUAAUGAUCGAAGCAGGUCCGUCUCGCCUCUGCACAAGGCGAGAUUACUCACUGCACGGUCCACUGCACCUAUGAGCUCUGUAGGCUACAGGAUGACUCCCCCACGGGCUCACAAAACACCCCCCUUUGUUAGGAAAGCACCGCCAGGGCACCCGUACGAACGGCAACUCUCGCCCACGGUUUUUCAGAUGGAGAGAACAAAGUCAAACCCUCUACACAACAGCUCUCUGAAACAUCAUGAAUUGCGCCUGGAUCCUGAGAGUGAGUCCUCUAAUUUGGGUGCAGGUACCGAUUUGGGGAAUGACGUGGAUUUUGCUUCACAGCAGACCUUGCACUUUGGACAGCGAAAAGUGGGUGCGCGACAUAGGCGGAGCCUGUCGGCGCAAUCAGAUGUCUUUGCCAGACAGCUAGCAAAAGUCAACACCACAGGCAGCAUAAUGAGUACAAUUGACUCUGAUGGAGAUUUGGGUACUGAAACGGGUGAGUCGCGUGAUCACAUAAGCGUGCGGGAAAAUUCACAUACCGGCAAGGACCCGGUUGUGAGGAGGCGGAGUGGGUCCAGGACGACCGGACUGACAAAUAUAGGGGAAACUACCAUUAAAGAGUUUGCUCAGAAGCGGUCCGGCGUUCACAACCAAACAACAGGGCUCACGCGGCGGGCCAUAUCUAUGAGCGAUCUAUCAUAUAACAACAACACGAGCAUGACUGUACAGCCGGCGAUAUGCAGGCAGCGGAUAUCCACCAAUCAGCGCAAGCGAUCUAGUCUGUCUGAGACGCAAACAAACCCAUUCAUGUUAGGAAUGACCGUUGAAGAAUUGAAUCUGAAGAUUGAUUUCUUGCAGAAUGAAUUAGGAGCGCAGAGCAUGGUGCUCAUUGAACUACAGCAGGUACGCGAAUUGCAUAUUAAUAACUGGGUAUCGCACCUAUGGUCUGGUAUGUAUCAUAGCACGCGCAUUUAA